Messenger RNA from Pelobates cultripes (western spadefoot toad), 499 nucleotides. Lineage: Eukaryota; Metazoa; Chordata; Amphibia; Anura; Pelobatidae. The record is from the annotation of a GenBank genome assembly.
GGAAAAUGGCGUGCCUGAAGCAUCCCCGAUAUCCGUGUGGGAGGCCCACAAAAGUGUCAUUCGUGGUAUAUUUAUCCGCUUUGCGUCGCAAAAACGAAAAGCAACUAUGAUUGAGAUGACCGACUUAUACCAGAAGAUAACUUCGCUGGAGAGCCAACACAAACGGUCACAGCUGACCGGGGUCUACGGGGAACUGAUGGAACAUAGGAGGAAACUUAAAGACCUCAUCACACGAAAACACCUUCGCAGUCUACAACGCACGAAAGGGUUCUACUAUGCCCACGCUAAUAAGGGGGGGAGAUACCUGGCUAGGCUGCUCAAGGGCCCUACGCCCCGCAGGCAAAUACGACAACUGCGACUGGCCUCGGGUGAGGUGACCCCCUUCCCACAGAAGAUAGCUGAUGAGUUUCGGACCUUCUACCAAAACCUUUAUAACUUACAUCCUCCCCAUCGGAUGACGCUCGAAGCAAGCCACGACGCACGAAUAACAAACUAUUAG